Messenger RNA from Hyla sarda, 3600 nucleotides. Its product is annotated as zinc finger protein 436-like. Gene Ontology annotation, biological process: positive regulation of reciprocal meiotic recombination; regulation of transcription by RNA polymerase II; central nervous system development. Bases 429 to 2165 code for a protein of 578 amino acids. Lineage: Eukaryota; Metazoa; Chordata; Amphibia; Anura; Hylidae. Gene Ontology annotation, molecular function: DNA-binding transcription factor activity, RNA polymerase II-specific; RNA polymerase II cis-regulatory region sequence-specific DNA binding; histone H3K4 methyltransferase activity. The record is from RefSeq and is a predicted model, not a curated record. The transcript has 8 exons. Gene Ontology annotation, cellular component: nucleus.
AACAUCGAAGGUCCUGCGGCCCUCGUGCACGUGACUGAUCACGUGGUCAUGACUUCACCGCAGGUCCUUUAGCUGUGUAAUGUGCAGCUUCUCCCCUUUGUUUUUCAAUGUCGCUUCCUGUUGGGCUGCAGUCACAUUAGAUAGUAUCUUUUCCAUGGUGAAAUGCGUUAGCUCCUGCAGUGAGAGGCUCGGGUCUGUAUCCAGUCAUCACAGACGUCUGCAGCCAGCCUGGUAAAUCGAUUGAAGUUGAGAUGAGCAAGGACCUGGUGAAUGUAAACGGUGAGCUCUUAACAUACAGCCUGGAGAUUAUCUGUCUGCUGACCGGAGAGGUUCUUAGUGGAUCCUGUCCAAUUUCCUUCAUUUAGGAUUAUACAAUUGUGAAGAAACAUGGAGAAUCAGUUACUAAGCGUGACCCUCCUGCAUCAGAAAUGUCUUCUACCAGCAUGAUAAUACCACAAAUAAACCUUGACCACCAGAUAAUAAAAAAUAUGCAGAAUUUAGCCAACAAAAUAAUUCAAGUAAUUAAAGAAGAGUUCUCUGGAACUUCAGGUUUAGAAGGCAGUUGUGAGGGCAACAACUCUCAUGAGGAUAAUGGCCAGAUCUCGGAGCAUUUGAAUAAUUUAGUGAAUUUGGUGAACAAGAUGACCAAAGACAAGAGUCAAGUGAUGGCAAAGAUCUCAAAUCAUGCUCUGGAACUUAUCUACCUUCUGAUUGGAGAGGAUUAUAUUGUUGUAAAAAAGUAUAAUGAUGCUACAACAGAUAGCAGUAUGUCCAAUUCGUCGGAAGAAGAUCCUAACUCGGUGAUAUGUGUGAAAAACAAAGCAAAGAAGGUCUUGCUACUUGCCAAUAAAAUAAUAAAAAUUCUGACUGAUCGGAUGCCUAUAAAACAUGAAGAUAUUGAAGUAUAUUCUACCAUGGAAGAGUAUUUAAAAGGAUAUAGAGAGUUUUUUAGGGACGUGGUAAUGGACAGUGAUCAAAGCCAACAGCCACCUGAUAAUCAGUCGAACAUCAGAAAUAGUCUUGAUGAAUGUAGCAUGGAGUCCACAAGUGUACACUCUGUUAAAGAAGAAAGCACAUCUCUCACACCUGAUCUUAAUGCAAAUUUGGCAACGCAAGCUAAAGUAAGCAAGAGGAAGAGUAAGCCUGUGAGACUCUGUGAGUUUCCUCAGCGGAAAGACAAAAAUGUUCCUUUUUUUACAAUGAAUAAACAGGAGAUUUCUUAUGACCCAUCACUUACCAAUGAUAAUAAGCAAAUGGACUCUAACCUGCAGAAAGAUAAUGCAAAUGUUACCUCAAAUAAUGACUCCUUUGAUAACUCCUACAAAGAAGUUAAUGGUUCGUCAGAGCCUUCAUCUCAUGAGCAUAAACUAAUGACAGGUGUCAUGAAAGCCAUGGUGAAAGAGGAGGACACAGGAGGCUUCUCUGAAGAUGGUGAAAUCGGGCAAUCCGAGUUCUGUGUAAAUCCUACACAAGGGAAGCCAUAUGUAUGUGUCCUUUGUGGAAAAAACUUUACAAAAAAGUCCCACCUUGUAACACAUCGUCGAGUUCACACUGGAGAAAAACCAUAUGCCUGUCACGAUUGUGGAAAACGCUUUACUAGCAACUCAACGCUUGUUGACCAUCAGAGAAUUCACAGAGGAGAGAAACCUUUUGUAUGUCCGGAUUGUGGGAAAAGCUUCACAAAGAACUCCAAUCUCAUUGACCAUCAGAGAACUCACACUGGAGAAAAACCUUUUGCCUGCACAACAUGUGGAAAAAGCUUUGCCAGAAGCUCAAACCUAGUGGAGCACCAGAAAAUACAUACGGGAGAGAAAUCAUUUAUAUGUUCUGAAUGUGGGAAAGGUUUCUCCAGGAGUUCAAGUCUUGCUGAACACCAGAAAAUUCAUACAGGAGGAGAGUCUUAUAUAUGUUCAGAAUGUGGACAGUGUUUUACUAAGAACUCCAGUUUGGUUAGACACCAGAGCAUCCACACGGGAGAGAAGCCAUUUAUAUGUUCUGAGUGUGGGAAAAGCUUCUCAAACAGCUCAAAUCUUGUCAGACAUCAGAUAACACACACAGGAGAGAAACCCUUUACCUGUCCCAUUUGUGGUCGGAAUUUCAACCAGAACUCCAAUCUUAUUUCUCAUCAGAAAACUCAUAGAGAGAAAGCAGCAGAAAUAAACUGAACUGAUAUAAAAAUCUACACAGUAUUAUAAAUCUGAUUUUUUUAAUUACGGUUAAACAAGUAUUUUAUUUAAAAUGUAUUGGUGUAAUAUAAACAGUGUAAUAUCUUGAGAUAGGGUUGAAACCUCUUUACUUUUCCACGUUACUUUCCAAUAAGAUGUUAAACGCUCACAUCUGAGCAAAUAUCACAAGUACUGAAAUCAGUCAAGUUAGCUUGUGUAUAAUCACGUUGUUAGAUGUGUGUUUGUCUUGUCUUUGCUUAUAAUGGUAGCAUGUCAAACAGCUCCGAUUUUUUCUAUUUAUUCUGGCAGUCUGGCUUGAUGUAGGGAUAAUCUACCGCCACUGUGGCAGGUGGUGAAUGUAGAAACACUCUUGGCAUGUUCUCAGGGAUUAUGAAAUAAUGAAUAAUAACAUAAUAAUAAUAUAACAGGGGGAUAAUUAUGAGACUGUAUUAGUAAUUGUGUAUAUCUUGAGUAGUAGUAUACAAUGAUGUUCAGGGUUAGACAGUAUGGGAUUAAAUUAUUUUAGUGUAGGUGAUUUACUAAAAUUGAUCGAUUAACAUUUCCAGGAUAUAAACAUGUACACAUAAAAUAGUGUAUAUCAAGGUUUAUUAGAUACUAAUACAACACUUAUAGAGAGGGUACUGGAUCCUAGUAGUCCUCUCCAUAUAAUGUAAAUAAAAAACAAUUAAGAAACAAUAAUGAUAGAUGUAGCCCCUAAAAAUUCACCUACUAAGAAAUGUCUCCCUAUUGGAGAUCACAGGCCUGCAGUCCAGGAAUAGAUAAAGAGAAGAAAAGCAAGCUCUGUUAAUAUUAGUUGUAUCUAAUAGAUGUCUUCAAAUACAACAGUACUGGACGUCAAGGGAGCACUAGAAAAUACAGCCUGAUGUCCACUUGCACUGUAACAGAGCGCUGAUGAUCGUAGGUUUCUGCAGCGCUGGAAUACACAGUUUGGUGCCCACCAAUAAAGCGCUUUGAAAUAGCGCUAGUGUAAUAAGAUAGAUAGCGACACGACGGCUGCAGUAUAAAGUUACAGGUACACAGUACCACUCACCCAACCUCUUAUCCGUGCAGGGAGGUGGGAUAGCGUCCUUUUUCAGGAAUCCUGGUACUCGGCGUUGCUCAAACUUUAGGUGGCGAAGUCUGCCCGCCGACAGACAAGCUACCCAGGUGAGUGAAGCCUCUUCUCAGAAUGUUGUGAAUCCACGUGGAGGAGCACGCGCUCCGGUAAUGCACUGUAUAGCUGCUGGUGAUGAUACAGUCAAUAAAUGUUUUCUUGGUCUGUAGCUGCAAUGGACGGUGACUGAUGGUAGUUAGGUUGUCUUAGUAGGAUAGAUCAAACUCAUUUAGGACCCUCUGGGGUCUUGGAUUAAUAACUCCAUAUUUAUAGGGAAAUGGGAAACAAAUAAAACACGGUAAAUCCUGGACAUGGAUGUCA